Vespa mandarinia (Asian giant hornet) is the source of this 3165-nucleotide messenger RNA. RefSeq names its product SLo interacting protein 1 (gene Slip1). Gene Ontology annotation, molecular function: protein binding. The record is from RefSeq and is a predicted model, not a curated record. Lineage: Eukaryota; Metazoa; Arthropoda; Insecta; Hymenoptera; Vespidae.
AGAGCACUCACGCUGGAGUCUCAGUCGACGCCGAGCCGUCACGCGCGUUGGCUUAGUUGCUUUGUUUCGUUUGUGAAAACAUCGUCGCGCGAACAUUCGACAAAACUUUUUUUCUCUUUAUCUUUCUCACUUUCUAUUUAUUAAUCAUUAUUUUCGAGUUAGAUCUACGAUCGCGAGGGUGCAUUGAUAAGAGUUUUCGGUGGAGCCUGAUUGGUUCACAUAGGUCCAGCGAUAAUGUUUGACUACUGUCUACGCGUUACUACUAUUUCCGGUGUCGCGUGAGUGUCGAUCGUAAGCGCUCGAAAGAUUCGUCGAGCGAGAAGAGGAAUGUCCUAAACGUGCGUUGCACACUUUUGUUUCUAUAUCUACUAUUGAAUUCAUCGGUACUCAUCGUCACCUUUAACCUUCCUUUACUCCUUCUACAUUGUACCAAGGAGGAUCCAUAGGACACGGGAUAACCUUUUGAUUCGUCUUCUGCUUCUUCCUCUUCGACAUGGACUUCGUUAUACUUAAGGUGAACGGACAAGAUGUUUCUAACUCGAGUCACGAAGAUGCUGUACGUUGCUUUCAAUCGGCACAAGAACCGAUCAUCGUUGAGGUCCUUCGAAGACAGCCCUCAUCUCAUCAGCAACAGAUCGUUCACACGCCAUCGAGGGAACACGAGAGAUCGAGUCACGGAAAGAACGAUGGAACGACGAAUGAGAAGGAAACGAGUGAGGAUGAAUUCGGAAAAGAAAAUUCUUGUCCUUUGGUAUCGACUGCUGUUCAAACUGAUUGGGCUGGUUUGGUAGAGGAAGAAGAAUUAUUAUCAGUACCGCUUGGUACCGAAGAACACACCAACGACAGUUUCGAGGAUUUUCUUGCACAUGACAUAGACUUCGAGGAAGUAACGUUACGUAAAAGCGGAAGCGCAGAAAAGCUCGGUCUCACAGUCUGCUAUAGUUCUGGUUCCGGUAGCGAGGACGCCGACACCGAGGUUUAUAUUUCAGAAAUAGUUCCUGAAAGUUUAGCAGCCCGUGACGGCCGGUUACGGGAAGGUGACCAAAUCUUGCGAGUGAACGGAAAAGAUGUAGCUAAUAAGGAACAAACGGAAAAUUUAUUCGCCGAGACGAAGAAUGCUGUGACUAUACUAGUCAGUCGAUGUCUUUACCAGGAUGAUGAAUACGACGAUAGGCGUAUUUAUCAACAGGGCUCACCGCCAUUGUCACCGGAAAAUUUGCCAGCCUAUCAGAACAGCAUGAUCGAGCAACUAAUACGACAACAACAACAUCAGCAACAACAAACGGAAGAACAUACCAAAGAAACGGAAGGGAAUUUUUCGACGUUGAAAGCUCCACCUCCUAUUCCAUCUCAUAUGCAACAGCAGCAACAGCAACAACAACCACAGUCACCGCAGCAACAACAGCAACAACAGCAACAACAACAACAACAACAUCAACAUCAAUUACCGACUCCGCAACAACAACAAACUCCUUCAAUAUUUUCAACGACCUCAUCUUCCACAUGUUCUUCGCAAAACUCACAAAAAUCAGGUAAGAAUGCAACGUCUCCGGCUCACCACACGGAAGAUAGAAAGCAAUGGAUGCAGGACGCGUUAAAGGAUUGUUCAAAGAAAAUCGAAAACUUGUCAUUGCGAGGUCAGCAAAUGGUACCUUCUCAAACGACAAUAAAACUCGUCGAAGCGUAUUCAAGUCACGUAUGGAGCGAAACCGAACAUAUUUAUGAAACGAUACCCGAAUCUGAUAGCGAACCUAUCUAUUCCUCGCCCUACGAACAUCAACAUUGGACGACGCAGCAGUUACAGAUGAAUCAUGGAUCAAACUCUCAGCAGUUACAAAAUCAUGGGAAUCAAACAAAGCUCUGGCAUUCCUCCUCAAAAAGUAACAGUUCUGGCGAGGAAAAGGAUAGUUCGAGUGCUUAUAAUACAGGAGAAUCUUGUCACAGUAAUCCAUUAACAUUGGAACUUCAUCAGGGUGAGAGAGAUCAUCAUAAAAGUACUCUCGUUCUUUGCCCACCGAAAAGUACGAGUAGCCAACAUUUACAACAACAGCAACAGCAGCAACAACAGCAGCAGCAGCAGCAACAGCAACAACAACAACAACAACAACAGCAACAGAAAAUGGGUUGUAAUUGUCCGAUGCCAAUUAUGUCGAUGACGUCUGGUAAACAAGGUGGUAGGAGUCAAACUACGAGAAAGAGUUCGUCUCAUCAUAAGGAUCGAACGGAUUCCAGUGGGAGUACAUUACCUGCUGAUACUAUGUAUACGAAUGUAGCUAAUCUCCAACAAACUAUGCUCUUGCAACAACAACUUUUCAAACAAGCUUUAAAUAGAAAGAAUCUUACAGCGAAGGAAACAAGUGGUGCUAGAAAGUCCAAGUCUCAUGGUAACUUUCAAGCACCAAAUCUCACGCAAUAUCAGUUCGUCGGUAGCCAACAAGUUUGUUCCUCAGCCGCUUGGAUGCCACCGGAAGAAAAGUGCGAGGUACAGAUGGAAUGGAAAGUUAAACGAAGAGCCGAUGGUACUAGGUACAUCGCUAGACGACCCGUUAGAAAUCGACUUCUCAGGAAUAGGGCUCUUAAAAUAUCGGAAGAACGUGCUGGACAUACGACAGAGGAUGAAACCAUGUCAGAGAUGAAGGUUGGCAGAUAUUGGACGAAAGAGGAACGCAAAAGGCAAUUGGAAAGAGCGCGAGAACGUAAGCAACGACAGCAAGAACUGAUGCUGCAACAACAACAACAGCAGCAACAAUUGCAGUUGCAACAUAGCAACGAUCUUUUAAUAUGCGAAUAUAACGAGGAUAAAAUAACUAAGAAACCAUUGAACAUCGUCGAAUUGAGUCACAAAAAGAUGGCACGCAAAAAGACUACUUUAGACGACUUUACUACGGUACAGGAGAUGUUGGUUCAUGGAAACAGAGUCGGUGCAAGUGGGCCCGGUACUGGUGGCAAAUUAAUGGGAUUAUUAUCGGUUACCACGGUGUAAUUGCUUCUUCUUUUUAAAAACUAGAUUGUUCGCAUGAAUUGUGCAAUAAACCUAUGUGCGCGCAUAAAGAUGUAUAUCUAUGAAAACAAAUUUUUUACAGAUAUAGAAAAUCAAACUAAUUUAUCAAAAUAACGUAUUACGAUGAUAUCUUUUGUUUUAUCAUCGUCUUUCUUACCUUUACU